Molecule: messenger RNA, 2031 nt
Organism: Pseudophryne corroboree (corroboree frog)
Lineage: Eukaryota; Metazoa; Chordata; Amphibia; Anura; Myobatrachidae
Gene: CXCL14
Product: C-X-C motif chemokine ligand 14
Exons: 4
Coding region: 237-533 (98 amino acids)
Biological process (GO): immune response
Cellular component (GO): extracellular region
Molecular function (GO): chemokine activity
Source: RefSeq, a predicted model, not a curated record
AAAUUGUAGUGAGUAGUUUGGUUGCUAUGCAUGCUAAUGACUCUGUACCCUGGGCUGUAGGAUCUCUAUUAAAAGAGGCAAGUCUCAGACUGGAGGUGGUUCACAAUCAAGGCAGUAGGGGCAUCUGGAAAGAGAGGCUUCCCUGCGCUCAGCACACACAGAGCCACUGGAGACUGCACAGGGGGACAGAGUGAAGCUGAUCUGAGGUUGAUAAAUAACACUGUAGGGUUUGGGACAUGAAACUCCUGUCAGUGGCAUUUCUUUUGCUCCUUAUAGCCGUCUGCACACUACACGUGGAAGGGUUGAAAUGCAAGUGUCCCAGAAAGGGUCCCAAAAUAAGAUUCACAGAGGUGCAGAAGCUGGAAAUCAAACCCCGACACCCAUUCUGCGAGGAAAAGAUGAUUAUUGUGACCAUGCAUGUGUCAAGACAUAGAGGGCAACAGUACUGCUUGCACCCCAAACUACACAGCACAAAGAAGUUCCUUAAGUGGUACACAAUAUGGAAGGAAAAGAGCAGAGUGUAUGAAGACUAAGAGGGCACUACUAUUGCAAGAUAUAAUAACAGAGGAAAUCAAAAGACUGCCUGGAAAGAAGACAAAACUGAUUUCUUUUUUUCCCUGGUUUAUAGACCUUAUGUUAUUAUAAACAAUCCUUAAGAGGGGUCCAUUUUUACAUUUUAUAUCCAUUUAAAGAUAAACCCUUUGAAUUCAUAAAUGUCUCAUGCUCUCCUGAAUUUAUAACAGUCUUCAUAAUACUGAAUUGGAAAAGCAAUUUUGUGUUAUUUUAUGUGCAUGUGUGAGCUUUAUAAGUUCAUUUAGUAAGAAAGUAAUUAGGUAAAAUUACUAAUACUCUAUUAUAUUUUUUCCCUAAACUUUAAUUUUCCCUUUGCCAUUUGCAAACAAAACAAUUACAUUCAAUUUUAUUUGUUUUAUAUGCAACACAUCAAUUUCGAUUGAGGGGACUCAAAACACCAAGUUGAGCCAUGUGUAACAUUUUUGUAACAUUUUGGUAAAAUUGCAGGUUUUAAUGUGGCCAUUAUUUUAAGCAAUUUUUUUAAAAUUAUGUCAUUAUUUUAAAUGUUAGAGAAAAGCACUUUGUCACUUAAAAUUGUCGUACUAAAAUGUUUUUUUUUGUAAUUUAAAAACAUGCACUUGAUUGAUGGAAUUUUCACAAAAGAUUACAUUUUAAAAUUAUAGAAUAGAUUUAUAUUUUCAUUUUUGAUGUAACGAGCAAAAUAAUACCCCUAGCUUGAACAAAAGAAGUAUAGUUUUGUUUUUAAUUUUGCUUUAAAUUUUAUUUUAAUUUUUGAAAUUAUGGUACAGUAAGUUAAGCAUUGUUCAACUAAUUGCAGAAUAUGUCAGUAUAAAAUAUGUUGUAAUCUGAUCACUUUAUAAUUCUUUUCAAUGUUAUAAUAUUAAAAAACGUAGCCAUUGUGCGAACAGUAAAGAAUUGCUGCCGUUGUGGAAAGGUAGUCCGUCCCUGUGACACUAAAUUUACAAUUUAGUAAAGCAUACAAUAGCUCUACCCCUACAGAAUACACCAAGGGGUUACAGCACGCCUGGUAGACAUAUUUGAAGUCUAGAGGGUAGAAAUCUCACAAUUCUUCAAGUUAAGAUCACGUCAGUCUCUGUUCUAUAAUACAUUAGCUUUUAGAUUGUAAAAUGAUGUGACUUUAACAACACAUAAAAUUAUAAAAAUAUAUAUAUUUUUAUUGAAAAAUCCCACACAUUUCCUUCAAGAUAAAGCUGUAAACUUUUGAAAAUGUUUAUACACUGUUAGUAAAUGCUUAAUAGACAGUAUUUCACUCAAUGUUAAACAGUAUGGUCAAUUCUUACUGAACUUAGUUGGGUAGACAAAAACUUUCUAAUAUGUAAAUAUACUAUGAUGAAAAAGGUUCGUAUUAUUGUGUAUAUUAUCUAUAUAUGUAAUGCAGAGUACUGCUAAAUUAUCAUGUUAUUUAAGUACAUUCAGUUUGUAGAAAGUUGCAUGGUGGUUUCUUAUUCAUUUUUUUAAUAAAUUGGGGGGAAAAUA